AUUAAGAUGGACGACGAAAAUAUGUAUUGCUAUUCGCCGGAGUCCAUCGGAAGUCCAGGAGUAUGGGGUUUAAAUAUUUUCAACUACAUAUUUCCUGUCUUUAUGGUUCAAUUGCUCGCGGUUGUCUUCAUGACCCGGGUGGUGUCAUUCCUUCUUAAGCCCCUCCGUCAGCCCAACGUCGUCGCUGAGACUCUUGCCGGCAUUCUGCUGGGCCCAUCGUUUCUCGGGCUUUUCUUCAACUAUAUAUAUUUUCGGUUGCCGGACCAGAACUUCGUGAUACUGGACGUGGCGGCCAACUUCGCCCUCACGUAUUAUAUGUUCAUGGUGGCCGUCGAGCUGGACGUGGUCACCAUCUGGCGGAUGGGGAAGAAGGUGGUGGUCAUCGCGGUGGUUGGCAUGGUCCUCCCCUUCGUCGUCAGCUUCACCUCCGCCCGCGCCUUGGGCCUCCGCCCCGGCAUGACGAUCCUAAAGUUCGGCGCCGUCGACCCCGCCAUCAAAGCCGGCAAAGACCAGAUGCUGGUCCCUUUCCUCGUCUUCAUCAGCCUCGCCGUCUCCCUCACUGGCUUGCCCGUCCUCUCUCGUAUAAUCACCGAGCUCAAGCUCCUCAACUCCCCGCUCGGGCCCCUCUCGAUGGGCUCCGCCAUCAUCAACGACAUGGUCGCCUGGAUCCUGCUCGCCUUCGUGACGGCUGCCACCGGCGCCAAGGAGGACAAGCCGGUCUUUUGGCUCGCGCCGCUGUGGAUCACCAUCGCGGGCGCCGCGUUCGUGCUCUUGUGCUUCUACGUGGUCCGUCCGGCCAUCGAGUGGAUGGCACGGCGGACGCCGGAGGGCGAGCGGAUGAGCGACUUGCAUCUCGGGAUCAUCCUGGCGGGAGUGCCCGCGGCCGGGUUCCUCACCGACCUCAUCGGGAUCCACAGCUUCUUCGGCAGCUUCAUGUACGGUCUCGCGGUGCCCGCGGGGCCGAUCACCGCGCAUUUGAUCGAACGGAUGGAGCCGUUCCUGGACAACAUGCUGCUACCGCUCUUCUUCGCCAACAGCGGGUACAGGGCCAACCUCAACUCCAUCCUGCCGCCUUGGGCCAUCGGCAGCUGUGCCGCCCUUGUCAUCUUGGCUACUUUCGCCAAGGUGGCGGGCACCAUUAUCGUCGCCUUGUUCUAUUCCAUGUCCUUCCGCGAUAGCUUAGCGCUGGCUUUCCUCAUGAGCGUCAGGGGCCCCGUCGAGAUUAUCAUCCUCAACGUCGCCAUUGACAAACGAAUGCUCAGGGGCGAUAUGUUUGCGGUGAUACUCAUAACGUCAUUGAUAACGACCGCCCUGGCGGCGCCGGUGGUGACGCUGGCGUACACAAAGCCAUCGGAGCCGCUGGCAGCAUAUCAUCUUCGAAACAUCCAAGGGGCGAGGCCGGAAGCGGAGCUCCGGAUGCUGGCCUGCGUCCACAACACCCGCCACGUCCACUCCCUCACCUACCUCCUCGAUGUCUCCAAUCCCUCCAAGCGCUCCCCCAUCUUCAUCUACGCCCUCCACCUCGUCGAGGUUGUCGGCCGUGUCUCCUCCAUGCUCAUCAUGCACCCCUCCGCCGACCAAUCCCACCACAACCACAACCGCGGCAGCGGCCACGGCCACCGCCACCGCCCAUCCCUUCCCUACGGCCAAGCCCAGUCCGAGAGCAUCCUCGCCGCCAUCGAGGGCUACAAGCAACACUCCGCUGGCGUAUCCUUCCAGCCCCUCACCGCCUUCUCCCAGCACGCCUCCAUGCACGAGGAUAUCUGCAGUGUCGCCGAGGAGCGCCAUGUCUCCCUCAUCGUCCUCCCCUUCCACAAGUAUGUGACCAUCGACGGCGCCAUGGAGGAGGUUGCCGGCACCGAUGUCCGCCCCAUCAACCUCAACGUCCUCGCCAACGCCCCUUGCUCCGUCGCCAUCCUCGUCGAUUGUGGCCUCGACUCUGGCACCACCUCCCACUUCCCCGGCCACCGUGCCUCCUACCACGUCGCCCUCGUCUUCAUCGGGGGGCCCGACGACCGCGAGGCGCUCGCGUACGCCUGGCGCAUGGCGGAGCACCCCGCCAUCGUCCUCACCGUCAUCCGCUUCAUCGCGGUGGACCCGAUUUCUCGGUCGCAAUCGAUGUGCUCGGUGAACGAAAUGGAGAACGACAUGUCCUUGCUGGCGCACCAUGAGCUAGAGAAGGAGCGGGAUGAGGAGGCGGUGAAGGAGUUCCGGCUUCGGUUCGUGAGCCACGAGUCGGUGGUAUUCACGGAGAAGCUGGCGAGUGACAGCGGGGAGACGGUGGCCGUGCUGCGGGAGAUGGGGAGCAACUACGACCUGUACGUGGUGGGGAGGAACCAUGGGAGAAAGUCGGCGCUGACGGCGGGGCUGGAGCAGUGGAGCGAGUUCCCGGAGCUUGGGCCGAUCGGUGACCUGCUGGUCUCGUCGGACUUUGGGGUGAAGGUAUCGGUGCUGGUGGUGCAGCAAUAUGUGGAGAAAGAGCCGGGCGACAACGAUUGGGAGACGCUGGGGCACAACGAACCAUUGUCGCAGCGGAGGUUCGGCAAUACGUGGGUAACGCCAAUGGCCACAUAAGAGCUUCAACAACAACAACGAAUCUCCGUGAAGAGAGAACCUCCAUCUACCAGAUAUGUGUUUUUAGAAAUAUUUUUGUAGUUUAGUGAAAAAAGAAUGGAUAUUUAAUGUGGAAGUGAUUUUAAGGGUAUUUUUGUGGUUUACAAAAAAUAUGAGCAUUUCCGUGCUUUCCGCUUUAAUUCCCCACAGAAACUUAUGUGGUGGACCUUAUUUAAAAGACGAUGAAAGAUAUUUCUAUAAUAUGAUAUUAAUAUAUUAAAAAUUAAUAAAAAAAUAAA
Elaeis guineensis (African oil palm) is the source of this 2852-nucleotide messenger RNA. RefSeq names its product cation/H(+) antiporter 15. Gene Ontology annotation, cellular component: membrane; endomembrane system. NCBI's taxonomy places the organism in Eukaryota, Viridiplantae, Streptophyta, Magnoliopsida, Arecales, Arecaceae. Gene Ontology annotation, biological process: proton transmembrane transport; regulation of pH. The record is from RefSeq and is a predicted model, not a curated record. Gene Ontology annotation, molecular function: antiporter activity.